AUGGGUAUCUCUCGUGAUUCGCGCCACAAGCGCUCGGCCACCGGUGCCAAGCGGGCCACUUACCGCAAGAAGAGAGCCUUCGAGAAGGGUCGCCAGGCCGCCAACACCCGUAUCGGUGCUAAGAGAAUCCACCUGGUCCGCACCCGUGGUGGUAACCAGAAGUUCCGUGCCCUCCGUCUCGACUCCGGCAACUUCUCCUGGGGUUCCGAGGGUGUCUCCCGCAAGACCCGUGUCAUCGUUGUGGCCUACCACCCCUCCAACAACGAGCUGGUCCGCACCAACACCCUGACCAAGUCCGCCGUUGUCCAGAUUGAUGCCGCCCCCUUCCGUCAAUGGUACGAGGCCCACUACGGCCAGCCCCUUGGCCGCAGACGCCAGCAGAAGACCGAGGUCACCGAGGAGAAGAAGAGCAACAGCGUCCAGAAGAAGCAGGCUGCUCGCUUCGCCGACCACGGCAAGGUCGAGGGCGCCGUUGAGAAGCAGUUCGAGUCCGGCCGCCUCUACGCCGUUGUCUCCUCCCGCCCCGGCCAGAGCGGCCGUGUGGACGGCUACAUCCUGGAGGGUGAGGAGUUGGCUUUCUACCAGCGUGCUAUCCGCAAGUAA
Aspergillus fijiensis CBS 313.89 is the source of this 603-nucleotide messenger RNA. RefSeq names its product 40S ribosomal protein eS8. Gene Ontology annotation, biological process: maturation of SSU-rRNA from tricistronic rRNA transcript (SSU-rRNA, 5.8S rRNA, LSU-rRNA); translation. Gene Ontology annotation, cellular component: cytosolic small ribosomal subunit; ribosome. The transcript is spliced from 2 exons. The coding region runs from base 1 to 603 and encodes 200 amino acids. NCBI's taxonomy places the organism in Eukaryota, Fungi, Ascomycota, Eurotiomycetes, Eurotiales, Aspergillaceae. The record is from RefSeq and is a predicted model, not a curated record. Gene Ontology annotation, molecular function: structural constituent of ribosome.